AUGGCAGACAUAACAGCCGAGACAGUUGGAAAGGCAUUAAUAUCGUGGAUAUCCAGAUUUGGAUGCCCAACCGAUAUUGUCACUGAUCGUGGUCGACAGUUUGAAUCGUCACUUUUCCAGUACCUUGGAAAGAUGAUUGGAUUCAAGCAUCGUAGAACAACCGCGUAUCAUCCAUCUUGCAACGGCCUAGUGGAACGAUUCCACCGUCAGUUAAAGGCAGCCAUAAUGUGCCACGCUGAUAGCAAUUGGGUAGACACGCUGCCUCUGAUACUAUUGGGCAUUAGGAGCUCAUUUAAGGAGGACCUUCGAACAUCAUCGGCCGAAUUAGUUUACGGCGAGCCUUUACGUUUACCAGGCGAAUUCUUCCAAGCCGCAGCUCCCGGCUCAAUAGAUAUAUCGGACUUUACCACCCAACUGCGGCAAAUAACAUCAAAGCUGCAACCCUCACCUGCUGCGCGUCACAAUAAAUUAAAGAUUUUUAUACACAAGGACUUAUUUGCGUCAAAUCAUGUAUUUUUAAGGGACGAUGCAUUACGUGGCUCAUUGCAGCCCCCUUACACUGGUCCGUACCAAGUAUUAGAGCGUAAUGCGAAAACAUUCAAAAUAUUAAUAAAGGGUAAAAGCGUCACGGUAUCCAUAGACCGUCUAAAACCGGCCUACAUGCUGAUUGACCCAGCUUCCAACCCUAUCCCUAAUCCCACUCUCACAUCCGACCCCAAUUUCGGUUCCUUCCUUGAUCAAUGUCCCAAAGAGCUUAAUACUCCAGCUCAGGAUGACGUCAGAAGGACGCGUUCAGGUCGCACAGUUCGAUUUCCAGAUUUUUAUCACCCGUAG
This is a messenger RNA of Parnassius mnemosyne (clouded apollo), 834 nucleotides long. The record is from the annotation of a GenBank genome assembly. Lineage: Eukaryota; Metazoa; Arthropoda; Insecta; Lepidoptera; Papilionidae.